This is a messenger RNA of Bombina bombina (fire-bellied toad), 3717 nucleotides long. It is a transcript of the gene FCHO1, whose product is annotated as FCH and mu domain containing endocytic adaptor 1. Bases 226 to 2943 code for a protein of 905 amino acids. NCBI's taxonomy places the organism in Eukaryota, Metazoa, Chordata, Amphibia, Anura, Bombinatoridae. The transcript is spliced from 31 exons. The record is from RefSeq and is a predicted model, not a curated record. Gene Ontology annotation, cellular component: clathrin-coated pit; clathrin-coated vesicle; cytoplasm. Gene Ontology annotation, biological process: clathrin coat assembly; clathrin-dependent endocytosis.
GGUUGCUGGUUGCCCAGGGAGAGAGAAGUAGGAGAGGGAGGGGGAUUUGCUGCACCUGCAGGGAGAACGGACGAUGUUAGGCCUCCCCGAGUAUCCAGGUGUAGGAUGCUAUUAAGGAAGCUGUGCAGUGUGCACACACCAAGACACGCUCAGUGACUGUUGAUUGACCCAGUCGGUUCAAAGUGGCUGAUUUCUUGCCCCCUUUACUUCCAUCAAGAUUAUACCAUGUCUUACUUCGGGGAGCACUUUUGGGGUGAUAAGAAUUCUGGAUUGGCUGUUUUAUAUCACAAUAUGAAACAUGGACAGCUGUCAGUCAAAGAGCUGGCAGACUUUGUACGAGAGAGGGCUGCUGUGGAGGAAGCAUAUGCGAAGUCCAUGCAGAAACUCUCCAAGAUGGUCAGCAGUGGAAGCCACUUGGGGACAUUUGCUCCAAUGUUGGAGAUGUUCAGGGUUUCCUCAGACAAGUUAGCACUAUGUCACCUAGAACUGAGUAAAAAGCUUCAUGAUUUGAUCAAGGAAAUCAAUCGGUAUGGCGACGAGCAGAUCAAAGUGCACAAAAAGUCCAAAGAAGAGAUGUCUGGAACUUUGGAGGCCAUACAGCUGCUACAAUGCAGUUCCCAGCUGCUACAGAAAUCCAGGGAUAGUUACUGCAGCAGAUUUUCUGAGCAAGAACGACUUAGAAGAGAGGGCUGCCCACAGAAAGAGUUGGACAAGGCAGAACUCAAGACCAAGAAAGCUGCAGAGAAUCUGCGCUGCUCUGUGGAGAAGUACAACUCUGUGCGCAAGGAGUUUGAGGAAAAGAUGCUUCAGUCAGCACAGAGAUUCCAAGAUACAGAGGCCAUUCACCUCAAACACAUGAAGCGUCUUGUUGCUGCAUAUUCACAUUCCAUGGAAGAUACACAUGUGCAAAUUGGACAGGUUCAUGAAGAAUUUAAACAUAACAUGGAGAAUGUGGCUAUAGAGAAACUGAUCAUGAAAUUUGCAGAGAGCAAUGGGACUGGAACAGAUCGUCCAGGAGCCGUUGAAUUUGAAGGUUUCCGUUUCCCUGCAACAAUAGAAGGUGUAAAGCGUACUUGGUCCAAACCUUUUCGGAUUCGAGGUCUUAGCAGGAGAGAGAAAGAGAUUCAUCCCCUUGACCCUGGUGACUUGGAUUGUUCAGACAUUCCAGAUGUAGAUGAAGAAGGUUUUACUAUUCGUCCAGAAGAUAAUUUAAGCCGGGACCCCACUGUUCACUGCUGCUCCUCUAGUGAUUCAGAUUUUGAUGAUGAUGAUGAAGAACCACGUCGAUUUAGGAUUCAGAUUAAACCACAGCAAAGUGGCGAGAGUGAUGGAGAUCAAGAAGCAGAAAUGAAGAGGUUGCGGGAGACUGUAGGGUGCCUGAUACAACCACCUGCAGCAGUGUUAUCUAUGAGACGCCAGAACACACGAACUGCAGUGGGUGGAACAAUGGGAAACACACAUACACUGUCUCACACAGACAAAGCAACAGAGAGCUUAUCCACAGCUUCUCUUGAUAACAGCUCUGACUCAAGUCCUGUGUGUCCACCACUGCCCUCCCAUUCUUUAUUUGGUCCUCUUCUGGAGACUUUGUCAGAGUCUGAUGACUUCACAGGGUGUCGUGCAUAUACACUCGCCUCCAGCCCAUCUCCAUUUUCUUCUUCCCCUGAAAAUGUGGAGGAUUCUGGAUUGGACUCUCCUUUUCACCCCUUCUGUGAUCCUUCCCCGGAAUCCCGUCCUUGGACACCACAUGAUGAUUCAUUCCUUGGAAAUUCCAAAAGGACAGGAACCUCUUGCCUGAACGUUUCUAAGGCCCUAACAGAUCUCAUUAUCACCAGCGACUCUGGAUCUCAAGUUCCAGAGAGAGGAGAUAUGUGGGAGCAGAGCGUUUCUGAAUCUAGUCCCACAGCACCAGUCUCUACAACAUCCUCCCCUAACCACCAUUCUUGGGAACAUUCAGGGCUACAUCUCCCUCCUUGCCCACGAACAGAGCCUCCUGCAGUAAAUUUUCCGGUAAAGGCUCCAUCCCAAUGUAACACUCUGCUGACACCAGGUGUUAUUUCUUCAUCGCUUAGUGACCGUGGUUUCUUCUCCCCCCCAUAUUUAGGAGCUGGGCUUUCAUUGGGAUUAUCUCGUGGUCCAAGCCCAGUAGUUCUCGGGUCCCAAGAAGCACUCCCCGUGGCUACUGCCUUCACAGAAUAUGUUCAUGCUGUGUUUGAAGGUGGAACCUUAGAAGGAUGUGGAGUGCGGAUCAUGGGGGAACUCACCAUGUCCUUUCCUGGCGGGAUUCUUCGUGUGUUUGGAGGAACUCCUACACCGCCCGUGCUCAGUUUCCGGUUGAUCCAUACCUCCUGUGUGGAACAGUUUAUUCCCAACUCUGAGCUUCUGUACAGUGACCUGUCCCAAAGUGACCCCAACAGUCGUGACUUCUGGCUGAAUAUGCCAGGUCUAACCAGCCACCUACAGAACCUGGCAGAGCAACAAACUGCUCCGUACUACAAUGUUACACUUCUCAAGUACCAGGUAUUUAAGCCCGGCCUUUCAGCUGCUCCCCUUCAUCUCUCCUCUUCCUGGAACUGUAGUUCCUCCUCCACAGAGUUUUCUUUGGAGUACAGACAAAAUGUGAGCUUGUGUGACCUGCGUUUCAUUCUGCCCCUGGAAGAACCUCUAUCAAACCUAGAGCCUAAUCCACCUGCUCGCUGCUCUGAAAGAAGAUUGCUGUGGCAAAUACAAGAUACUUCUGCAAGCAAGGAGCAUGAAGGUUGUGGACGACUAUGUGCUAAAUGGCAGACACAUCGUGGGCCUAGCAGACCGUUACCAGCUGCAGCACAGUUUACUUGUGAAGGACGCAUUUUGUCUGGAGUAGAUAUAGAACUAGUGGGCUCUGGAUACAGAAUGUCACUGGUUAAGAAAAGAUUUGCUUCUGGUAAAUAUCUUGUUUGCUGAGAACCUUUGAAUUUGCCUUACUUCAAACCUCACUCUGGAAAUUCUCGUUCCACGCCAUGCUCCUUGGACAUUCAGCUGGAAGAGAUUCAAGCACUCUGCCCUCAUGUAUUUUGACUUCCUGAAAAGGGUUGAAAUAGAAAUAUCAUUUUACAAGAUUACAUCAUGACAACAAGGACAUUUAAAAACAUGAUCUUUUAUUUUAAUUGGAGACUUUCUCUUCAGGAAAUAAGCACUUUAUUUUUUUUAUAAUGCUUAUUGUAUUUUUCCUUUUCUUUCUGCAGCAAUUCUGCUUAUCAAAUUGACAGACAUCCUUAGAGAUGCAAUAUGUGGAAGCUAUUUUAAUAUAUCUCCUAAACACACUAGAUGUUAAUAUGCAAUUUUAAAUGUGUUUUAUAAAUGGAAAAAAAAAAGGCAUAAAUAUUAUCUGUGAAAUGUGACAAGACAUGUAAACCACUUGUACAGUUUGAAUCAGGAUGUGAAUUGUAAAGGACUAAAGCUAUUAGCUAUAAUGUUAGAACACUGGCAGCAAACUGAACUCUGUCAAUAUUUUCCAAUACACCCUAUUUCAUCUUGUAAUGAUAUAUGUGUGAUAGGUCUAGUACAAUGCGGACAAUGUUCUAUACACAAGUAUAUGUAUAUAAUUUUUACUGUAUAAGCACUGGAUACUGUCUGUUUUUGUCCAAUUUGAAGACUUGAAUGUUGAAUCUAUAUUAAUAUAAUAUAUAUAUAAAUAAUUAUACAUGCGUGUACAGAAAAUAAAGUUUGAUGCAUUGA